UAGAUUUUGGCUUUCUUUUAGCCACCUUUGUUUAAAACCACUGUCCUAAUGUUUCUCAUUUCCACAGUGAUUUGAUUUACUGCAGAGUCCCAGGUGUCUUCAAUAAUCUGGCUGCAAAUAGAUCGGUCAUACGUCAUGCUGAUGGCGUGCUGAGGAUCAGAUAAAUUAAACUGCUUACUUAUAGUUUACAGAUGUAUUUUAUCAGUUGGAAGAGAGUAUAAUGGUGUAGAGACGUAGGGCUUUUACUCUGCAUCUUACAACGCAUUAGAGGAGAAUUAUUAGAGGAUAAGAAGGAAAGGCUCGGUCGACAAAAAAAAAACUGGAAGGAUAUUGGGAGGAGUCUUUUUGAAUUCCUUUUUUUUAGUUUGGUAAGCGGAAGCACAAAGCUAAUAGGGCAAAGGGACUGUAACAAUAGUGGAUCCUUCAAGUUGCUAGUUGGCUUUAUUAGAAGAAGAAAAUAGAGAGAGAGAGAGAGAGAGAGAGUAGCACUCGUCUCCACUCCCCCUCCCAGCAAAGGGGAGAGCAAGUCUAAAUCAUGUUGCAUAUCAGUGCUGUUGUGCUGUGAUGUUGCUCAGGCAGAGUCCGGUGCAGAGCAGGCAGCCUUGUGGACCAGCACUCAGACCCAGGAUCAGCCCAGCCUUCACAGAGCUGGAGACCCUCUCCCCGCAGCGUCCCUCGCCUCCACCGUGUGCCCCCUUCAGUGAGAUGUACCCUGAAGAGAGCCGAGGGUCUGGAGGGGUAGCCACUGUGGACUUCCUGGAAGGGACCUAUGACUAUGCUGCCCCAACUCCAGCCCCGACUCCUCUCUACAGCCACUCCACAACUGGCUAUUACUCCCCUCCUCUGGACGCCCACGGACAACCCUCGGAUGGCAGCCUUCAGUCCCUGGGGAGUGGGCCAACUAGUCCUCUUGUGUUUGUGCCCUCCAGCCCCCGACUCAGCCCCUUUAUGCACCCACCCAGCCACCACUAUUUGGAAACCACAUCAACUCCCGUCUACAGGUCCAGUCAGCAGUCAGUUUCCAGAGAGGACCAGUGCGGCACCAGCGACGAGUCAUUCGGUGUGGGGGAGUCAGGGGCCAGUGCCGAGGCCAGGGGGUUUGAGAUGGUCAAAGAGACACGAUUUUGUGCUGUGUGCAGUGACUAUGCUUCUGGGUAUCACUACGGGGUGUGGUCCUGUGAGGGCUGCAAGGCCUUUUUUAAGAGGAGCAUCCAGGGUCACAAUGACUAUAUGUGCCCAGCAACCAAUCAGUGUACUAUUGACAGGAAUCGGAGGAAGAGCUGCCAGGCUUGCCGUCUUAGGAAGUGCUACGAAGUUGGCAUGAUGAAAGGAGGUGUGCGUAAGGACCGUGGCCAUGUUUUGCGGCGUGACAAACGGCGGACGGCCACCGUCGACAGAGACAAGGCCUCUAAGGACCUGGAAUACACGACUGUACCCACUCAGGACGGGAGGAAGCGCAGCAGUGCUUGUGGUGGAGGAGUAAGAUCCACACUGAAUGGCAUGCCUCCUGACCAGGUGCUCCUCCUGCUCCAGGGUGCGGAGCCUCCAAUACUGUGCUCCCGUCAGAAGCUGAGCAGACCCUACACCGAGGUCACCAUAAUGACGCUGCUCACCAGCAUGGCAGAUAAGGAGCUGGUCCACAUGAUUGCCUGGGCCAAAAAGCUUCCAGGUUUCCUGCAGCUGGGCCUCCAUGACCAGGUGCAGCUGCUGGAGAGCUCGUGGUUGGAGGUGCUGAUGAUUGGGCUCGUCUGGAGGUCCAUCCACUGCCCUGGAAAACUCAUCUUUGCUCAGGACCUCAUACUGGACAGGAACGAAGGCAACUGUGUGGAAGGCAUGGCGGAGAUCUUCGACAUGCUGCUGGCCACUGCUUCACGCUUCCGCUUGCUCAAACUCAAACCGGAGGAGUUUGUCUGUCUCAAAGCCAUCAUCUUGCUCAACUCUGGUGCCUUCUCUUUCUGCACCGGCUCCAUGGAGGCCCUCCACGACACGGUGGCAGUGCAGAUCAUGCUUGACACCAUCACAGACGCUCUCAUACAUCACAUCAGCCAAUCAGGAGGCUCGACACAACAGCAGUCCAGACGACAGGCCCAGCUGCUCCUCCUGCUCUCGCACAUCAGGCACAUGAGCAACAAAGGCAUGGAGCAUCUCUACAGCAUGAAGUGCAAGAACAAGGUACCGCUGUACGACCUGCUGCUGGAGAUGCUGGACGCUCACCGCCUCCACCGCCCGGACAGACUCGGUCAGCCCUGGACGCAGGCUGACGGAGAACUUCCCACCACCCCCAGCGCCAUUGGAGGGGGAGGCAGCUCCUCUUCAGGAGGCGCAGGACCACGAAUCAGCAAUGAGAGCGCGAGCAGAGCCCCGACAGUCCUGCAGUACGGAGGCUCCCGCUCUGACUGCAACCCCAUCCUAUGAGAGGGAGAGAGAGAACUGCCUGAAGGUCUGAGCUCAUUAUUAUGGGUGAUGAGUGUAGAGCAGAAUGAGAGGUGUUGUGGAUCGGGCAAAACAAAAAAAGGUUUAUUCAUUUCAUGAUAAUUAUUUAGAAAUGAAGUGAUUUUCUAGUUGUAGCUGUUUAGGGAGGAAACUCCCCUUUGCACUGCUCCAAUUCACCAAAAAUAUGAGCUCAAUGCAGUAUCUGUGACUUAGUCAGUCUUUACAGUGCAGCUUAUUUACACAGCGGCAGGUGUUGGGACGUGUUGUGGCACCCUGUUAGCUUUACAGUAACGAGCAGCUAAUUUUAUUAUUCAUUUGACCAAAGUGCACUUGCUCUGGGGAUUAAGGGGCUAUCGGGCAUUGUUUUUACUGUUAAAUAUUACGAUUAUUACACACUAAACUAAGAUAACACUGUUUCAGAUAAAUGUGUAAUUUAUUGUGUUUUUAAAUUCAACGAUUUUGAAGACUAAGCAUCAGGUAUUGUGAUUUCACACCAAAUGUUAAACUCCGAAAAAUAAGUAUAAAUUAAUGAGUUUGAAGUGGUUAAGGAUCUGUUGAAUUAAAAAUGCAUGAAAAAAUACUGAACACAAAUUUGAAGGGAGCCAAGUUCAUCCCCCUAACCAAGGUGUGUGUGUGUGUGUGUGUGUGUGUGUGUGUGUGUGUGUGUGUGUGUGUGUGUGUGUGUGUGUGUGUGUGUGUGUGUGUGUGUGUGUGUGUGUGUGUGUGUGUGUGUGUGUGUGUGUGUGUGUGUGUGUGUGUGUGUGUGUGUGUGUGUGUGUGUGUGUGUGUGUGUGUGUGUGUAAGCUGAUGCAUAGAUGUUGUGUUGGUGCAGUUGUUCAACAUUUUCAAACACUUAAAGUGGUUAUUGCUCAUCAACUAUUCAUUGAUUACAAGUUUUAUUUGGCUGGAUUUACACACCUUCAAAGAAAAAAACCCAAAUUAUUAAUAUAUUAUUUCAGAUAUUGUAAGAGGUUGUAUUUGGAUUUACAGGCCAGGUAUUUAUCAACUGCUUUACACUGCUUGUUUCAUUAUAAAAUGUCAAAACAUUGUGCAAAAUGAGUCAGAAUGUACUCAAUGUUUUUUCUGUUCCAUCUGUUCAUGCAACACAUCCAUAGUCUAUGUUGUGGCUAAAUAUGUGAUUGGGAGGAGGUCUCAGCAAUUGCAUCAGGGUGACUUAUCCUAAAAUGCAAAUAUGCCACUCAAAUGGCGAAUAAGUAUCCAAUCUCCUGUUCUAAAAUGAGUUUUGUGUUGUCUUAAAACUAAGAAACUGCUAACAGGUUUUUCAGCGUUUUUGCCUUAGAAAUAUCUCGUCUAAAAUGUGUGGAUUUAUUUCCUGCUGAUCGCCUUAUCCAUUUGUUUUAGCUGUCAUUUUUAAGUCAAAAGAUGCAAGCUAUUUAAAUGCAUGUUACCAGGGUACAAAUGUCUAAUAAACACUUAGCGUUACACUGUAGUUGUUUUGUUUAGAAUCUUUUACCUGUGCCAAUAAGAAGGAUGAAAAAGCCUCGAUACAGGAUCAAAAGAGAAUGGAUUCGGCCCCUUUAGCUGUGAGUGUAAAUCCAGUCAAACUGUCUGUCAUUUCUUUACUGUGAACAAAAAAUAAAAGCUUUAAAUGGGAAAA
Molecule: messenger RNA, 4051 nt
Organism: Eleginops maclovinus (Patagonian blennie)
Lineage: Eukaryota; Metazoa; Chordata; Actinopteri; Perciformes; Eleginopidae
Gene: esr1
Product: estrogen receptor 1
Exons: 9
Coding region: 565-2415 (616 amino acids)
Biological process (GO): regulation of transcription by RNA polymerase II; estrogen receptor signaling pathway; cellular response to estrogen stimulus
Cellular component (GO): nucleus; chromatin
Molecular function (GO): zinc ion binding; nuclear receptor activity; steroid binding
Source: RefSeq, a predicted model, not a curated record